Molecule: messenger RNA, 2406 nt
Organism: Closterium sp. NIES-65
Lineage: Eukaryota; Viridiplantae; Streptophyta; Zygnematophyceae; Desmidiales; Closteriaceae
Source: the annotation of a GenBank genome assembly
AUGGUUGGCUGGCGACCGUGGUGGCCCAAGCCGCGUCCGAAGCCUCACGACGCGGCGGAGGAUCUUAAUCCGGUGCUGCUUAUACCGGGGAUUGGAGGCUCUAUUCUUAACGCGGUUAGCGAAGACGGGAAGAAGAAGGAGCGGAUAUGGGUCCGACUUUACAACGCGGACCACGAGUUCCGCACAAAGCUUUGGUCCAAAUAUAACCCUAAAACAGGCAAGUCGGAGUCGCUGGACGACAAGUCGCACAUCGAGGUGCCGGACGACAAUCACGGGCUCUACAGCUGCGACAUCCUCGACCCCGAUGUCUCGGUACCGUUGGACGUGGUGUGCUACUACCACCACACCAUCGUCGAGAUGCGCAAGUGGGGCUUUAAGGACGGCGAAACGCUCUUCGGCUUCGGCUACGACUUUCGGCAAAGCAACCGGUCCGCCUCCCACACCGCGUUCUCGCUGCCGGAGACGCUGGACCGGCUGCGCGCGCGGCUGGAGGCGAUAGUGGCGGCGACCGGGCGGCGCGUGGACGUGGUGACGCACAGCAUGGGCGGGCUGCUCUUCAAGUCGCUCGUCGCGCUGCAUCCCGCCGACGCCAAGCGCCUCGUGCGCAAGUGGGUCUCCAUCGCCGCGCCCUUCCGAGGCGCGCCGGGGUUCAUAAUGGACACGCUGCUGACGGGGGUGGAGUUCCUCAAGGGCUGGCAGAAGUCGCUCUUCAUCUCCAAGUGGACCAUGCACCAACUCAUGGUGGAGUGCCCAUCGGUGUACGAGCUCAUGGCGGAUUACGACUUCCACUGGGGCGGCCAGAAGCCCGAGCUGCGCAUCGUGCGCCGCCAGCCCGACACCAAGGCGCAUGGGGAGAGGGACGUGUGUGGCGGAGCAGAAGCGGAGUCGGAUAGUGAGAGCGAGAGUGGGAGCGAGAGAGACAGCAGCAUCGGCAGCAGCAGUGGGAGUGGCGGCGACAGCGAGGCGUGCAGUGGGACAGAGUCCGUGGCAGGCGAUUGCACCCCGCGGAGGGCAGGGGGCGAGGGGGUGGUGGAGAGCGUGGUGGGCGAGGGCGUGGUGGAGCAGCGCUUCACUCGCCUGCCCGACAUCCUGGCUGCCAUGGACAGAGCACUGGAAGGCAAUAAGAUAGAGGUGAACGGGCGCACGGUGCCGCUGCCGUUCAACCGGGACAUCGUGAGGUGGGCGGACGAGACAAGGCGCAUCUGGGCCGGGGCGCGCCUCCCGCCGUCCAUUGACUUCUACACCGUCUAUGGCACCGGCCUCGACACGCCCUUCCACUCCCAGUAUGGGUCGCCCAAGGACCCGCUCAACGACCUGCCCGACAUCCUCCACUCCGAUGUGAGCCGCCCCUCCACAGCCCCCGACCACCCCUCUCCCGCCCCUCCACAGCCCCCGACCACCCCUCUCCCGCCCCUCCACAGCCCCCGACCACCCCUCUCCCGCCCCUGCUGCUCGCCCUCUCUCGCUCUCGCCUGUCUGUGCCGCUCUGCUUCGCCCACCUGCCUUGAAGUUUCACCCUCGUUCACCCGGUGUGCCGCCCCAUGCCUCCCACCCGCCAUGUGGCAGGCCACCUUUGACUGCGUGCACGGCGACGGCACCGUUCCCAUCGAGUCCGCCCUCGGGGACGGCUUCCCGGCGCGCUUCCGAGUGGGAGUGCCGGGAGCGGAGCACCGCGAGCUGCUGCGCCUGCCGCGCGUAUUCAGCCUGCUGCACUUCUUCCUGGAGGUCAAGGGCAAGGACCCCCUCUACGACCCCCUCUCCGACUUCGUCAUCAUCCCCCGCCCCCUGGGGGCUGCAGAGGAGGAGCAGGGGGAGAGCGAGGGGGAAGGGGAGGAAGAGGAGGAAGGUGGGAGUGGGGUGGGAUUGAUGUAUGGGGAGAAGGGGGGGGGUAUGGAUGGGAGGGAAGUGGGGGGUGAGAAGGGGGGGAGGGAAGUGGCGGUGAGAGUGGAGGUGCGGGGGCAGGCGGUGCGGGCGGUGGUGUGUGAGACAGAGGCAGGGAAGGGCACGGUGUCUCUGCGCUCACCACCACCCGCGUCACUUCCUCGUCGCGCACUGUCGCGGCGGCCCGGCAUGGAGGUGAAACGGUCGCAGCAGUGGAAGUACGUGCUACUGGCAGCGGUGGGGGGCGUGCUGGCGCUGCUGCGGCUGAUCAGUCCCGUGCAGGCCAGCUGCCUCGUCAUGCUCGCCUAUAUCCUCUCGCGCCGCCACUCCAACGAGAUCCAGCGCCAGUGGGAACGCGCGCAGGCCGCCAAGGAGGCGCAGCGGAGGGCGGAAGAGGAGGCCCUGGCGGCGCUUCCUGCGCGGAAGCGGAAGGCGAUUCAGCGCGCGCGGGCGAAAGAAGCGGCGAGCGCGGAACAGGCGGGGCAAGACGCAACGGAGGACAGCGACGAGGGUAGCGACCAAUAG